Molecule: messenger RNA, 1438 nt
Organism: Dendrobium catenatum
Lineage: Eukaryota; Viridiplantae; Streptophyta; Magnoliopsida; Asparagales; Orchidaceae
Product: peter Pan-like protein
Exons: 7
Coding region: 280-1263 (327 amino acids)
Biological process (GO): ribosomal large subunit assembly; rRNA processing
Cellular component (GO): preribosome, large subunit precursor
Molecular function (GO): rRNA binding
Source: RefSeq, a predicted model, not a curated record
CGUUGCUGUUCGAAUUCGCUCCUUCGACGACGGUCCCUUCCUGUCGGAUCGGAAGUGACGACAUUUUGAUCGUAAGCAACGACGGGAGCUCGCUGUGAAGAUAACUUUCUCCCUUUCGCGCGCUUCUUCGGCCAAAUCCCGUAAAUUCGCCGAACUGCAGGAUUUAGUAAGGCUAAAAGAGGGAAACGGAGGAUUUAUUCGACAGUGAGAUUUACGGGGCGAUCAAAUCCCGUUUGGCAGGAUUUAACAUAAAUCCUUUUGCCAAUCAGCUCUUAAAGGAUGGCUCGCUUUCGUAAUAAGAAGAAAAAGAUGCUGGAGACGCCAGUUGUGAAGAAACAGCCAAGCGUUGACCAUUUGACUGGCGAGAAGAUCCCUAAGAGCUUCGUAUUCUCGAGAGGGAAGGUGCCGGGCUCUUUGAAGCAGCUGGAGCUCGAUCUCCGCAAAACCAUGCUUCCGCACACCGCGCUUAAAUUGAAGGAAAAGAGAAGGAAUAAUUUGAAGGACUUUUUGAAUGUUGCGGGGCCUAUGGGCGUCACUCAUUUUUUAAUGUUGUCAAAGCCCAAAAGUGUGCCUCAUUUGCGGGUUGCAAGGACACCUCAAGGCCCAACUCUGACCUUUGAAAUACAGGAAUAUGCUUUGGUUGCUGAUGUGGUUCGUGCGCAAGCACGGCCAAGGUGUCCUCAAGGAAUUUUUAAUAAUCCUCCUCUAAUUGUUCUUUCUGGCUUUGGGAGUGGAGGUCAACACUUGAAACUCACAACUAUCAUGUUUCAGAAUAUAUUUCCAGCCAUUGAUGUUAAUACUGUCAAGCUUUCAUCCUGCCAAAGGAUUGUGCUGUUAAAUUACAACACCGAAACAAAACUUAUUGAUUUUAGGCAUUAUUCCAUCAGACUACAACCUAUUGGCGUUUCACGAAGAAUUAGGAAAUUCGUGCAAAACCACAAUGUGCCAGAUUUGAGGAAUUUGAAAGAUGUGAGCGACUUUGUUACGAAAGCUGGCUUUGGAUCAGAGAGUGAAGCAGAUGAAGAAUCAGCAACUGUUAGUUUGAUAACUGAUAUUGGUAAAGAGAACCGUGCUUCUAUGAAGAGUGCUGUCAAACUUCAGGAGAUUGGCCCAAGGAUGACUCUCAGAUUAGUUAAAAUUGAAGAGGGCUUGUGUUCUGGAGGUGUUAUAUUCAGUGAAUAUGAAAAAGGCAAGGAGGAAAGCCAAGGUUGCCAUGGAGAAGAUAAGCUGUCAACUGCUGAAGAAGCCACUGAAGCAAAUUGAAAACCUGGGUCUGUAUUUUCUUCUAAUUCUGGGCUUACAGUUUUGGAUCCGUGUUUGCUGCUCCCUUAUGUAAGUUGCUAGGAAAGUUUUUGAGCUAAAUUUCUUAUUAUGCUAGUCAAAUGUCUACAUUAUAUUCAACAUUCAAUUGAAGUAAAUGGAGGACUCAUGAAAUUGG